AUGUUGGUUGGUGAAGAUAUUACAGGUUUGUCCUCUUUGAAGACAACCAAAUAUGUAGUACAAGUGGAUAACGCGGGUGUUCCGGAAAAGCGUCCACAGUACGUCAAAGACCUAAAAAGGAUACAUAAGCACGAGAAAGAGCUGAUCAUUUUGUAUGAUUUUAUGAUAAUAAAGUUGACGGUAGGAUUGGUUCGCAAGUACAUGCAUCUUUUAUUCCCUAUUAAAUGUAAGGGCAUUUUAUCCUCGAACAUAUGCUGCCAUCACCGAGUUCCGUUAAAGUUGAACGAAGAUGGGCUAACUUACUUUAUCAAGGUACUUAUUUGUAGAAGUAAAAUGACGAGGAACCAGCUGAAGCACAUGUAUGUUUUAACAAUUAAAUUUUUGAGUUUGUGCGAUGUAACAGGCGUGAAUUAUAUGCACUGCCUCCAUCACGAUAUCAACAAGCUGCUCGUAGCAUGUUUAGUGCUCACGCAUGGUAAUGACUGGCAUAGGAAGCCGCCCAUAUGCAAAAGGUAUUCCAAAGUUACCGGGCUGCAUGAAGAUCAAAUAAUACUCUGCUGUAACAUUGUUGCGCCUAUUUUGGAAUCAGAGUGUCUCCGCCAAAGACGCCUGAUGAUUGAUCAGCGACAGCAGCAGCAAGAUCUCAGCAACAAGGCAAACAUAGCAGCAUCCUUCCAACGAUAUCCCCCUCCUGAUACAAUAUACAAUCAUUCCCUACCCGAAGACAAGUACUUGCUUCCAGAGGAGCUAGAUCAGUUUAACGUAUUUGGAAAAUUGCUUGUGAAGAGACAUUUCAACAUCAGAUGA
Molecule: messenger RNA, 807 nt
Organism: Eremothecium cymbalariae DBVPG#7215
Lineage: Eukaryota; Fungi; Ascomycota; Saccharomycetes; Saccharomycetales; Saccharomycetaceae
Exons: 1
Coding region: 1-807 (268 amino acids)
Source: RefSeq, a predicted model, not a curated record